Periconia digitata is the source of this 998-nucleotide messenger RNA. NCBI's taxonomy places the organism in Eukaryota, Fungi, Ascomycota, Dothideomycetes, Pleosporales, Periconiaceae. The record is from the annotation of a GenBank genome assembly.
ACGGCCCUCUUGUCUUGUCCUGUCGCGGCCUGUCGUUUCUUUUGUUGUUGCUCUUGUUGCCAACUGUGUCGUGUGCUGCCAGCAGUACCUGCAUCUUCACCUCGAUACAUGCUCGGUGGCAGGCACAACACACCAUCCUCGUCGUACGACAUGCGGCUUCGGGAGCGGCUGCAGACAUCCAUGUCCUCAUGUCUGUAUCUAUCUACAUCUUGCGUAUCCGUCUUCUCCCACCACCUCAUCCAUUCACCUCCCUUCGGAUGGUUCCGACUCCAUCAUCGUCUCCAACACCAUCUCUUCCCGAGCCAUCCCGGCAAGCAGAACGACCAAGCGCGCACGCCCUUUCUUUCUCGAACAAUCUACGGUGCACUUGCACAAGCACCAGACCACCUUGCCGCACAAAGCCAUCCGCCCAACGGCCUUUCAUUCAACACACUGACACUGGCUGUCAUGUCCCUGGCAAUCACCAAUCCCGCUCGACUUUCCUCCCUUUCUUUCUUUCUUUUUUUCUUUCUUGCCCCGAUUUUCGUUGCCGCCGUUGUCUUGUUUCGCCCGCCCAUGACCCGCGCGAAUGCAUGGCCACGUCAAGGUCUAGAAAAUGUAGCAGUAAUCAUCCCGUCAUGUCGCCGUUGUUCAUCUGGAACCAUCCAUCCACCCGGACGUGGGCAUCUGGAGACGAACCCCAGUCCAAAGUCGCCGCCACCCCGCUUACUGCAUCGCAUCCCCCCCGGGCCGUGGCCAGGAACCGCACGUGGACCUGCUUCAUCGUCUCGUAUUCUGAUUGGUUGCCCGCCUCGCUUCUCCUUGGUUGCUUUCAGUACACGCUAUUCCAUUUGUGGACCUGAGAUGUCCAUCCUAACACACAUCUAUCUAUGUAACCCCAGGUACGCAACGUGUCAAGCGCGUAGAUACUACUGUAUGCGAACAUGCUGUGGCCAAGAAUACAGACAAAACAAGAAAAAACACCGCGAGAAAACAACAAUACGGCCCUGCCCUUCCUC